AUGGUUAGUGAGAUGCAACGACUAUUUGGUAUUGAGAUCAAUUACAGAUUUGCUCUCCAAGCAAGAAACAUUGCAAUAGACAUGACAUAUGGAGAUUAUGAUCAGUCUUAUCAGAUGCUUCCUUCAUAUUUCCAUUUGUUGAGAGAGUCUAAUCCACAGACCAGUAUUAAUGCUUUCGAGAAUCAUUUGCGAUCGGUCAUCGUGGUAGAUGGGACCCAUCUGAAGGGAAAGAAUAAAGGCAUUUUGUUUGUCGCUGUGACAAAAGAUGGGAACGAGGGAGUGUUUCUUCUUGCAGUUGGGCUUGGCCCAAUUGAAAACGAUGAGUCAUGGACAUGGUUUUUCCAUCGAUUGCGUGUUUAUUUUGAUCAGUCUGAUGAUUUGUUGAUUGUGUCUGAUCAACAUAAAAGCAUUAAAAAUGUUGUGGAAUUAGUGUAUCCGAAUGCGGCCCAUGGAUUUUGUUAUUACCAUAUACAGAAUAAUCUUGCACGCUACGGGCAACAUGUUGUAGCACUUUUCAAAGCAGCAGCAUAUACUUAUCGAUCUGAGGAGUUCGAGAGAAAUUUUGCUGCAUUGCACAUUAUGAAACCGGCAGCACACAAACAACUACUUACUGUUGGGGAACUUAGGUGGGUUAGAUUGAAGUGCUCUGUACGAUGUACCGGUUUUAUGACGUCAAAUGCAGCUGAGAGUUUGAAUAGUCGAUUAUUGUGGGCUCGAUGUCUACCAAUUUGCUCAUUGCUUGAGUCCUUUCGAACUAUCGUAGAAAAAUGGUUUGACGAACGACGAGCCACUGCUGCUGCACGAUCGCAUGAAUUGACUGAGGUGGUGUCAUCUAAGGUGCAGGUGGGUGUGGAACAAGGGCACCGCUUAGUUGUUCGUGGAACUACCACGCAUAUGUUUACAGUUGAGGAAGAAAACACAUACUUUGUGGUCGACCUUGAGAACCAGACAUGUGAGUGUCGUGAGUUUGAGUUGGACGAGAUCCCUUAUCGUCACGCUUGCGCUGCUAUAAGGUGUGCUGGUUUAAACGUCACUGAUUUUGUGGGCCGAUAUUUCAAACAAUAUCCAUUGUUGGAGACUUAUGCAGUUCGCAUCGCGCCCAUACCAUAUCCAACACCGUGGAAUGUGCCGAAAGGAGUAUCAUCGUAUAUUGUCACGCCCCCAAUUAUCAAACGUCAGUCAAGUCGUCCUAAUAUGCAUUUCUGA
Messenger RNA from Salvia miltiorrhiza (redroot sage), 1206 nucleotides. RefSeq lists its product as uncharacterized. Gene Ontology annotation, molecular function: zinc ion binding. The transcript is spliced from 3 exons. Lineage: Eukaryota; Viridiplantae; Streptophyta; Magnoliopsida; Lamiales; Lamiaceae. Bases 1 to 1206 code for a protein of 401 amino acids. The record is from RefSeq and is a predicted model, not a curated record.